AUGGACUUCCAUUUCGUGACCGCAUCAGGCGAAUCAGAGGGCUCCACGUGGAUAGAAGCGGUGCACCUGGUGCUGCCACCUGUCAUCCCGCGGUCCUCCUCUCAGGCCACGUUGGAUGCGCUACAGGCGCCAAACGGCACAGCUGGCAUGGAACCUCUGUUGGACCCCAAGUGGGAGGCGGGCUUUAAGAGCACCAAGAGGGUGUUCGCGUGCCUGCUGCUGCUGGGCUGCCUCCUCUAUAUCGCCGCGUUCCUCUACGCACCUUUCUCUGUGAGUGCUGCCCCAGACGCACCUUUCUCUGUGAGUGCUGCCCCAGACGCACCUUUCUCUGUGAGUGCUGCCCCAGACGCACCUUUCUCUGUGAGUGCUGCCCCAGACGCACCUUUCUCUGUGAGUGCUGCCCCAGACGCACCUUUCUCUGUGAGUGCUGCCCCAGACGCACCUUUCUCUGUGAGUGCUGCCCCAGACGCACCUUUCUCUGUGAGUGCUGCCCCAGACGCACCUUUCUCUGUGAGUGCUGCCCCAGACGCACCUUUCUCUGUGAGUGCUGCCCCAGACGCACCUUUCUCUGUGAGUGCUGCCCCAGACGCACCUUUCUCUGUGAGUGCUGCCCCAGACGCACCUUUCUCUGUGAGUGCUGCCCCAGACGCACCUUUCUCUGUGAGUGCUGCCCCAGACGCACCUUUCUCUGUGAGUGCUGCCCCAGACGCACCUUUCUCUGUGAGUGCUGCCCCAGACGCACCUUUCUCUGUGAGUGCUGCCCCAGACGCACCUUUCUCUGUGAGUGCUGCCCCAGACGCACCUUUCUCUGUGAGUGCUGCCCCAGACGCACCUUUCUCUGUGAGUGCUGCCCCAGACGCACCUUUCUCUGUGAGUGCUGCCCCAGACGCACCUUUCUCUGUGAGUGCUGCCCCAGACGCACCUUUCUCUGUGAGUGCUGCCCCAGACGCACCUUUCUCUGUGAGUGCAAUCCAGGCGGUACAGGCGGUGCAGGCUGCAGCACCUCAGAAUGUGUCUGCUGCUGGGCUGCCUCCUCUAUAUCGCUGCCUUUCUCUGUGA
Messenger RNA from Closterium sp. NIES-65, 1059 nucleotides. NCBI's taxonomy places the organism in Eukaryota, Viridiplantae, Streptophyta, Zygnematophyceae, Desmidiales, Closteriaceae. The record is from the annotation of a GenBank genome assembly.